Messenger RNA from Paramecium primaurelia, 2172 nucleotides. Lineage: Eukaryota; Ciliophora; Oligohymenophorea; Peniculida; Parameciidae. The record is from the annotation of a GenBank genome assembly.
AUGAACCAAAAGAAUUAUUAAAACUGUAAUAUUAAGGGACAUGAUGAUGAGUUUUUGAAUAUGAUUUGCAUAGAUGAAAAAUGCAAAAAAAAUUAAUUAUUAUGUUGUUAUUGUGUUGAAGAAGAUCAUAACAAAUGUUAAAAACUUCCGAUCUCAAAGUUUUUAAAAUAAUUUAAGUAACAACAUUAAUCCUAGAUGAAUGAUUAGGAAUAAAACUAUGAAAGGUAACAAUAAUAUAUAAAAUUAGUCUUGAAGUCCCUUAUAAUAUAAUUUAAUCAAUUAUAGAAAAGGCAUAAAAAAAAAUAAUAGUAACAUUUUUUAAAUAGAUAGAUGCAAUAAAAAAGUAAUGUUUAUAUUAAGAUUUUUAGUGCAAAAUCUACAAUACAAUAAUUGUUAAAAGAAUAAAAAAGUAUCAAAGAUUAAAAACAAAAACUAUAAGAAUUUGAAUCAAAUAUGACCUAAGAGAAUUGUUCUUCCCUUCUUGCUGAAAUAGUAGAUUUUAAACCAAAUUCUGAUAGAUUUUCAUUCACUCUCAAAAAGAUAUAAGGAUAAAAAAUUGACUAGAUAUAAGAUAGAAUCUUACAUGGAAGCAAAUAUUCACAAUAAUACGAAGACUUCAUGAAAAGGUUUCUUGAAGAUUUUGAAAAAUAACAUUAAGAUAUGGAGAAAAAUUUUUAGAAUUUUUUUUUAAAAGCACCACAAGAACUCUAAGAUUUAGAAUAAAAUAAUAAUAAUGUAAAAUAAUCAAAUAUGUAAUCUGAAAUUUAAAUUAAUUAAAUUUAAGUAUAAGAUAGAUAAUAAAAUACAAUUGGUAUAAAUAGAAAUAAUACGAAUAUAAACAAUAUUGAAAAUAAUCAAUCGCCAAAAAUAAAAGGUAAAUAAACACAAAAUAAUUUUAUUUCACCAAAUAACAAAUAAAUAUAAAAUUCUUAGAUGUCUAGUGCUUAAAUAUCGAAUUUAACUAAGUAAUAAUCCUUCUCAAAUAGUAAAUAAAAUAAUAAUUAAUAAUCAAUUGAAAUAAAUCAAUAAUCAACACCUCAAUUUUAGUAAUAACUUUAAUAACCCAUCUAAUAAAAUACUUCUAAAUAAUUUUCAUCUAUUGGCACUCUUCCAAACUCUCAUAAAGAAUAGCUUAAUCCACCCUCUCCUAAUUUAUAAUUAUUAAAUGGUAUUAAUAUUUAUUUAUGAAUAGUCGAAUUUCAAAAUGAUAAUUAAAUAGAAUCAGAAUAAUUGAUUGAUAUAACUCAAGAAAGGAGUUUCUAAAUUGAAUCAAAUGGGAAGAAGUUUACAAAAAUAUUAUUUUUAAAUAAUUCAAUGUUAGUAGGAUGUUGCGGAUCUGAAUUUUUAAUAUUUGAUUUGAAAACUUGUAAAUAAUUAUUUUAACAAACUGUGGGUGCAUAUAUAACCGAUGCUGUAAAUAUAAACUCUAAUGAUUUAAAUGAAAUCCUAUAUUUAGCUAUGAAUAAUGGGAAAGUUUUAGUAUAUAAAAGAGAAUAAUAAAUGAAUUAAUCUUUAAAUUUUAUCUAGUAAAAAGAAUAAAUUGUGGAUACAUCUGGCAACUUACUUAUUUAAAUUAAUAAAAAAGAUAAUUAAUUAAUAAGCUUUGGAGAAGAUAAAAUCAUAAAAAUUUGGCAAUUGAAUGAUUUUAAAGAAGUAAAAAGAUGGGAAUUAAAUGAAGCAGGAACAGCACUUCAUUUGGAUUCUGAAUAUAUUUAUGUGGGUGGUCUUAAAUAUUUAUAUAUUUGGAACUUUACUAAUUAAUUAAAAAAAAUUAUAAAAAUCUAAUAAACUAAGAUCAUUUAUAUUAAUACACAUUUAAAUAAAUUGGUUGUGGGAUUUUAGGAUAAAAUUAAAGUAUUUGAAAGAACAUCCAAUGGGGAUUAUUAACAGAAGAAUGAAUAAAUAUUUGAAUCUAUUAGUUCUAUGAAUAUACUAAAAAAAUGGUCUAUAAUUAUUGUUUCAAAUACAUAUGUAAAUUAAAUUAAUCUAAUUAAAUAGCAAUAGUAAUAGUAAGUUUGUCUAUAUAAUUAUGAAUUAUGUAGUCUAGCCACAUUGGAAGAACAGAUAGCUACAUGUUGUACAGAUGGAGAAUUUGACAACCUCAAUCUUUUAGGAUUUGUAUAUGAAAAUGGAUAAUUUGUAGUCUAUAGAAUAUAAUAAUCUUAAAGAUGA